UGCACGUUUUCGACCACAAACCGAUUCAUUGCCUGCCGCCAUGAAGCUCCUUGCCUCGACGCUCCUCCUCGCCACCGCCGUCGCCAACGUCGACGCGCACGGCCGCAUGGUGUUCCCGCCUCACCGCGGCUACAUCGGCAAGCUGCCCCAGUUCAAGGACCUCGUCCCCACCAACUACUCGGACCACGGCCUCAACGCCGGCGGCAUCGGUGGCACGGCCGGCGGCAAGCACGGCGUGUGCGGCGACCCGUACACCGGCGCGCGCGACCACGAGACCGGCGGCAUGUACGGUCUCUUCCCGACCCACGGGUCCAAGGUCGUUGGCGCCUGCUUCGCGCCCGGCGCCACCAUCGACCUCAACAUCCAGAUCACGGCCAACCACAAGGGCUACUUUGAGUUUGGUCUCUGCAAGCUCAACGGCAAGGGCGACAAGGAGACCGAAGACACCGAGUGCGUUGGCGGCAGCAUCUGCGUCACGCAGGACGAGUGGUACUCGCAGUGCGUGCCCAAGCGUCUGCGCUAAUCACAAGAUGAGCUCUUAGCGCCCUUUCGAUGUAAAUGUAGAAAUGAAUUGUGUGUAUCGAUCAUGA
Saprolegnia diclina VS20 is the source of this 590-nucleotide messenger RNA. RefSeq lists its product as hypothetical. The record is from RefSeq and is a predicted model, not a curated record. The transcript is spliced from 2 exons. Bases 41 to 523 code for a protein of 160 amino acids. Lineage: Eukaryota; Oomycota; Saprolegniomycetes; Saprolegniales; Saprolegniaceae.